CAAUCAGAGGGCUUCUGCGCAAAAAGGUCGUUUUUUUCUCCUGCUGGUUCUAGAAAACCAACCACGAGUUGCCGUCGUGUGGGAGAAUCCAUCUUGAAGAGAGCUCUCCGGUUGUGUGAUUAGUAUAAUUGUGCAAAAUGUCUGAGUCAGAGCAACAGUACAUGGAAACAUCGGAAAACGGCCACGAAGUCGACGAUGAUUUUAACGGAGCCGGCCUCACUGAGGAGGGGAACGACGACGACGACGGCGCCGCCGCGAAUGACUGCGGAGAGGACGCAGGGCCCGAGGACGACGACAAUUCGCAAAACGGCGGCACGGAGGGAGGCCAGAUCGACGCCAGCAAGGGCGAGGAGGAUGCCGGGAAAAUGUUUGUUGGCGGUCUCAGCUGGGACACAAGCAAGAAGGAUCUUAAAGACUACUUCUCUAAAUUUGGCGAAGUGACAGACUGCACCAUCAAGAUGGACCAGCAGACAGGCCGGUCAAGAGGCUUUGGUUUCAUUCUGUUUAAAGACGCAGCCAGCGUAGAAAAGGUUCUUGAACAGAAGGAGCACAGGCUAGAUGGGAGACAGAUUGACCCCAAGAAAGCCAUGGCCAUGAAGAAGGAUCCAGUAAAGAAAAUCUUUGUGGGCGGACUCAACCCUGAUACUUCAAAGGAGGUCAUUGAGGAGUACUUUGGGACCUUUGGAGAGAUUGACACCAUAGAGCUUCCGCAGGACCCAAAGACAGAGAAGAGGAGGGGAUUCGUAUUCAUCACGUACAAAGAAGAGGCUUCGGUGAAGAAAGUCAUGGAGAAGAAGUACCACAAUGUCGGUGGUAGCAAGUGUGAAAUUAAAAUCGCGCAGCCCAAAGAGGUCUACCUGCAGCAGCAGUACGGUGCCCGUGGAUACGGUGGACGUGGGCGAGGACGUGGAGGCCAGGGCCAGAACUGGAAUCAAGGCUACAACAACUACUGGAACCAGGGAUACAACCAGGGCUAUGGUUAUGGACAGCAAGGCUACGGAUAUGGUGGCUAUGGUGGCUAUGACUACUCUGCUGGUUAUUACGGCUAUGGGGGUGGCUACGAUUACAACCAGGGCAAUACAAGCUAUGGGAAAACUCCAAGACGUGGAGGGCACCAGAGUAGCUACAAGCCAUACUGAUCACACAUAGUGCAGGUCUAAAGUAAAUAAGAAAAAGAGAUCCAUGGUCUGACUACAGCGAACAUGGGCUCUGGCUUUUCCUUUGGAGUUGGCAGAAAAUUUGGACUCAUGCUCCAUUUGUACAGAUCAAGUGAGGAACUGGGGAAGCAAAUGUCACUUUUCCACUUUUUAUUUUAUAUUGUUUUUUUGUUUUUGUUUUUUUGUGUCCAUUUACAUUUCCAGUGAUGGAAGUGUUAUUUUUACUGUACUUUUUGGUACCUUUUUGAAUCUAAUGUAUUGUAUGGUUGUAUUUUUACAUGUCUACUGGAUUUACAGAUGAGCAAGAGCUUUUAAAGCUCGCGAAUAAAACAAAUUUUUUUUUUUUUUGGUUUCUUCAUUUUGUUUUGGUGUUUAUAGAUUUUGUUGUUCUCCCAUGCUGAGUGUUGGAUGUGAGUUGCAUGGCUUCAGAUGUGGGGUGAGGUUAAAAAAAAAAGGAAAAAGGGAUUUAUACUAAUCAAAGGGUUCUUUGUAAGAGUGUCAAAUAAAUAUUUGCAGAAGGCCUUGUAGACAAAGACAACCAGCAAUUAUUUGGUUUUGUUUUGGUUUUUUUUGUUGUUGUUGUUUUUGUUAUUUUGGCUUUUAAGGAGAUUCUUCCCCCAUCAUGUCUGCAAUUUUUAAGUGGCUUUACUAGUGUUAUUCAACUGAACGCAAGCCUGUUAAAUGUAAGAGGGUAUUCCCUCUCUCACUGGAAAUUCAUUCCUCUAGUGUCUUUGGCAAAUUGGUAGAAAUAAACUUUUGGUUUAUAUUACA
Haplochromis burtoni (Burton's mouthbrooder) is the source of this 1928-nucleotide messenger RNA. It is a transcript of the gene hnrnpaba, whose product is annotated as heterogeneous nuclear ribonucleoprotein A/Ba. NCBI's taxonomy places the organism in Eukaryota, Metazoa, Chordata, Actinopteri, Cichliformes, Cichlidae. Gene Ontology annotation, biological process: regulation of gene expression. The transcript is spliced from 9 exons. Gene Ontology annotation, molecular function: RNA binding. The record is from RefSeq and is a predicted model, not a curated record. Bases 138 to 1139 code for a protein of 333 amino acids. Gene Ontology annotation, cellular component: nucleoplasm.